AUGCCAAUUUUGUUAGCAGAUUAUAUUAAUUACAUUACUAAUACUCUAUUGCAGGAUAAGCCUCUUAAUGCUAACGGUAUAUGCUGUCCGCUGGACAAACCUCUUAAUAUGAAUGACACAUGUUGCGCGGCGAAUAUGACCGUUACUAAUGGCACAUGCUGCGCUCAGAAUAUGACCGUCAUUAAUGGCACGUGCUGCCCUUGGAAUAACACAGUUGUUGAUGAAAAUUGCUGCUCGCAGGAUUUCAUAAGUAGUGAUGGUCGCUGCAAAUCUAAUGCUAAUGUUAGUGCCGCCUUCAGGUAA
Messenger RNA from Ambispora leptoticha, 303 nucleotides. The record is from the annotation of a GenBank genome assembly. Lineage: Eukaryota; Fungi; Glomeromycota; Glomeromycetes; Archaeosporales; Ambisporaceae.